Messenger RNA from Setaria italica (foxtail millet), 2224 nucleotides. RefSeq names its product UDP-glycosyltransferase 73C1. The record is from RefSeq and is a predicted model, not a curated record. Gene Ontology annotation, molecular function: UDP-glycosyltransferase activity. Lineage: Eukaryota; Viridiplantae; Streptophyta; Magnoliopsida; Poales; Poaceae. The coding region runs from base 228 to 2012 and encodes 594 amino acids. The transcript has a single exon.
AUUUUGCUCAAAACUCAAAAUUUCACCUGAAAAUUUUCACUCGGUGAAAAACCGAGAAUUACAUGUAAACCAAGAAAACUGCUCAUCUGUUUUUCAGGUGACCACUGGUAAUCAAAAGUUCAAAACCAUUUGAUAAUGGAAAAGAAGUCCAACCAUGGGGAAUUGGGGAUGGGAGGAAAGUGACCUCUUGCACUUUUGCACCAUUGCAUUCCAUUAGACAUGCGGCCAUGCCUCUGCCACAGAAACCAAGUGCCAAUUUGUACGGCGGAAUGGCUGAUGGGGAAAUUGGGUCAGUCGCCAGAAUGUCUCCAUCUGCCACAGAAACCCAAGUGAAAUGCCAGCUCUGCCACAAUCAAGAAAACAAAAUCAAGUCGUUUUUCAGUGGCUCCAACGAGCUUCCAGUUGAGUGGAAGUUCUUCGCCGAUUUUCGGUGGGCAAAACACGUUCCCUAUCCUUCCAGUUGCUCCGGGCUUUCCGUGUCACUCGCUUGCACGUCGACAAUGGCGCCCACGGAGCCCGCCGUGGCAGCUACCGCGCCGGUGAAAACACGGCCGCGCCCGGCGUCGCACUUCGUCCUCGUCCCUUUCGUGGCGCAGGGCCACAUCAUCCCGCUGGUCGACCUCGCGCGCAUCCUCGCGGAGCGCGGCGCGCGCGCGACCGUCGUCACCACGCCGCUCAACGCCGCGCGGCUGCGCGGCGCCGCCGAGCACGCCGCGCGCGCCGGGCUGCCCCUCGAGCUCGUGGAGCUGCCCUUCCCGCCGGCGGGCUCCGGCCUGCCACACGACUGCCAGAACGCCGACAUGAUCGCCGACAACUACCAGUUCCUGCCUUUCUUCCUCGCGCUGCGCGAGCUCGCCGGCCCGUUCGACGCAUACGUGCGCGCGCUGGCGCCGCGCCCGAGCUGCAUCAUCUCCGACUGGUGCAACCCGUGGACGGCCGGCGUGGCUACGAGCCUCGGCAUCCCGCGGCUGUUCUUCCAUGGGCCGUCCUGCUUCUUCUCCCUCUGCGAACUCAUGGCCGCCAACCAUGGACUCUACGAGCGGAUAGCCACCGCCGGCGACGAAGACAAGCACGCCGUGCCGGGAGUGCCCGUGCCGGUGACGGUGACGAAAGCUAACGUCCCUGGUUUCUUAAUCCAUCCAUUUCUCGAGGAGCUGCGCGCAGAGGCCAUGGAGGCCAUGUGCACGGCCGACGGCGUGGUCGUGAACACGUUCUCGGACCUCGAGGGCAAGUUCCUCGCGUGCUACGAGGCGGAGCUGGGCAAGCCGGUGUGGGCGCUCGGUCCGCUCUGCCUCAGCAACCGGGACGCGCAGGCCACGGCGUCGCGCGGCACGAUGGCCGCCGCCGCCGCCCAGAAGGCUAUCACGGCGUGGCUGGACGAGCAGGCCCCCGGCUCCGUCGUGUACGUCAGCUUCGGCAGCAUCGCGCGCAAGCUUCCCAAGCAGCUGUUCGAGGUCGGCCACGGCCUUGAGGACUCCGGCGAGCCGUUCCUCUGGGUGGUGAAGGAGCGCGAGGCGGCGGCGCCGGAGGUGCGGGAGUGGCUGGACGCCCUGGAGGCGCGCACGGCGGGGCGCGGCCUCGUGGUGCGCGGGUGGGCGCCGCAGCUCGCCGUCCUGUCGCACCGCGCCGUCGGCGGCUUCGUCACCCACUGCGGCUGGAACUCGCUCCUCGAGGCAAUCGCCCAUGGCGUGCCGGUCGUGACGUGGCCGCACUUCUCGGACCAGUUCUUCAAUGAGCAGCUGGCCGUGGACGUGCUCGGCGUAGGCGUGCCCAUCGGCGUGACGGCGCCCGUGAUGAUAUUCGACGACGAGACCGUGCCGGUGGCGCAGGAGGACGUCGUGCGGGCGGUGGCGGCGCUGAUGGGCGGAGGGAAGGAGGCCGACGAGAGGAGGAAGAAGGCCAAGGAAUACGGGGAGAAAGCUCGCAAGGCCAUGGAGCAAGGAGGGUCCUCGUACGAAAACCUGACACGGUUCGUACACAGCUUCACGCGGAGUGAAGCCAAAGAACACUAGUGGUGUUCCUAGGUGUUUUAAACUUCGGAAACAAUUCAACGAUUGUGUUGUAAGUUUGUAAAAUGUAACACUUUCUAUAUGGUUCCGUUCCAAUUUUUGGACGGGAUCACCCCAUUCAGUGUUUGGUUGAGGUCGAUCCUCAUUUUUUUGUUUUGUUGGGAGAAUGAAAGGAUGGGACGUUAGCAAUACUAUUUCACUGGUACUAUGUGUCG